AUGAGAGUUCUACAUUUUAUUUACCUGUCAUCAAUAAAGCAUCCGGACUUAAUUCACAAAAAACCAGUCAAUUUCGGAAGUAUGGAGACAAUAACAAUAAAAAAGCAACAGGUCUCGAGUGAUACUGCAGAAUCAAAUCCGAUCAAUCUCGUCAAAGAAGUUAAAUCAGUGGAAAAAGUUUUCAAGAAUUUUCCAAAGCUUAUUUCACCCAUGAAGUCAUACAAUAAAAAAGAUAAUAAAUCAUCAAUUGAGAAACGUGGAAAACAUUCAAAGUCUAAGAAGGUGAAAUCUAAGAAAGAACAAAAGACAAAAAUUGAACCAGCUGAAGUAACUGAAGUAAAGCCAAUAGGAGAACGGUUGAUCGACGCUAACAUUAGACGUAUGAUUGAUAACUACGCAAUGAGUAUUGAAUAUUUGGCACUUCGAAGUGCUCAUGAAGAAGCAAUGAGACGUUUCUUGUUAAACGCAAACUGCGAUAAUAUUCUUUACUGGUAAACUAAAACCAAAGCCAUUAUUAUGAGUAAUGUGAGCAAAUAGAAAAUGGCAAUAGCAUGGAAUGAGAUAAAGAUUUUGUGUAUCUGUUGAGUAAUUUCCAAUCAUAUUUGUUCUUUUCUUAGAACUCAUUUGAAUUCUUAAAUUUUUAAUGAUUAUCUAUAACUCUGUAACGGUAUUAUGAAUUUCAAACUUAAAUUUUUUUUUUAAAUUUUAUUGGGCCGUUACAGAAUUAUAG
This is a messenger RNA of Clunio marinus, 730 nucleotides long. The record is from the annotation of a GenBank genome assembly. Lineage: Eukaryota; Metazoa; Arthropoda; Insecta; Diptera; Chironomidae.